CUCCGGCCGGAAGAAGGCCGUCCCGGCUGGCGCCGCUCUUUCCUGCCGCCGAGCGGAGCGGGAGGGGCGAGCGAUGGAGGGUAACGGGCCGGAGCUGUACGGCAUCGAAGACGAGUUCGAGGCGCAGUUCGCCGACGAGCUGGAGGCCCUAGCUGAGCUGGAAGGUCCAGCCCGGCCCCUGGGAUGCCACAAGGCCUCCAGACUCCACAGCCAAAAACGAACCUUUGAAGAGGCGCUCUCGACUGGGGAUCUGGUCCAGGACCUCCGUCUUUGUCUGGGAAAAGAUGCCCGGAGCCAGGUCUCCCCCAAGAAGACGCCAGGUGAAGGUAACGCAAAAUGUGGGGGGCCCAAACGCCCCCCAACAAUCACAGAAAUGGAUUCUUCCCAUCAGAACCAGAAGGUUGGCCCAGCUCACACACCAAAACCAAAGCGGCGGAGACUUGAAGCUGUGAAAAGGCUGGACUUUGGGCAGCUCAACAGAAUUGUCUCUGAAGACUCACCAGAGGGUAGUUCAGCACCAACUCUUUCUCCAAAUGACCUUUCUGAAUACCUGGAUACAAGGAAUUCAAGACCUGAUGUUGCAGAUCAGGGGGAAAUAAGUGACAUAGUCCUGCUGCAUGCCACGCCUCCAGGAAAGAAGGAACCUGGAAAGAUCCUGAAACGUCCACCCAUCCUGCAAGACUACAUCAAUGUGACCUCUACUAAUGGCACACGAGUCUUCAUGGUUGUGAAGGAGGAUGCCAUGGCAAUGGAGUUUGCCAGCUCUGUUAGUUGGAAGAGACAGAGACCACAUCACCUUCUGGGUGUCCCAUUUGCCUACCUAAAAGAACAAGCAUUUGAAGAGCGCCAGAAGCAGAUCCUUGAGUCUUCGGAGCAGCUGAUGGAAGUGCUGAGCAGGCUGGGGGCUGAGGAAACUCAAGAUGCAGCCCCUGGGCCUAAUGGGGAAGAAGAACGCAGGGAGAGAUCGGAAGCAGAAGCAUCUGCCCAGCAGUCUCUCUGGGUUGACCAGUUCACUCCCAGGCGCUAUGUGGAGUUGCUCAGUGAUGAUUACACAAAUCGGUGCCUCCUGAAGUGGCUGAAGCUGUGGGAUGUGCUGGUGUUUGGGAAGGAGAAGCCCUGCAGGAAGGCCCCACUGCACUCUGGGACCCACCCUCCUUUCAAGCCUUCCAGAGAGGGGGGAACCAGGUGGAAGACCAAAGCACAGGUGACAGAGGAAGUCUUGGAGGCUGAACUGGACCAGCACAAUCGACCAAAAUUCAAGAUUGCUCUCCUUUGUGGACCACCUGGCUUGGGGAAGACUACUCUGGCUCACGUCAUUGCAAAGCAUGCUGGAUAUAAUGUGGUGGAAAUGAAUGCCAGUGAUGACCGUAGCCCAGAUGCCUUCCAAACACAGAUUGAGGCUGCCACUCAGAUGAAAUCGGUGCUGGGGGCCAGUGAGAAGCCCAACUGCUUGGUCAUUGAUGAGAUAGACGGUGCUCCAAUGGCAUCUAUCAAUGUGCUGUUAAGUAUAACCAACCAGAAAGCUGGGAUGGCAGAAUCUGAAGUCCAACCAAGUGGGGCAAAGAGCAAAGGACGAAGCGGGCUUCUUCUCCGGCCAAUCAUCUGCAUUUGCAAUGACCUAUACGUUCCUGCUUUGCGGCUUCUGAAGCAGCAAGCUUUUCUUCUCCACUUUCCUUCAACUCUGCAAUCUAGGCUGGUCCAGAGGCUUCAUGAGAUUGCCAUCCUACAGGGCAUGAAAGCUGAUAUUGGGGCACUCACAACAUUGUGUGAGAAGACCGACAAUGACAUUCGCUCUUGUAUUAACACUCUGCAGUUCCUGUAUAGCCGAGGGAAGAAAGAGCUGAAUGUGAGGACAGUCCAGACUGCAACAGUUGGCUUAAAGGACCAGAACAAAGGGCUGUUUUCCAUCUGGCAGGAGAUCUUCCAGCUGCCCAGAGUGAGGAGGAAGAACUUGGGAACAGACCCUUCCCUUCCAGCCAGGCUUCUCCUUAGUGGAGCUGAGGAUGGGGAGUUUGGCAGAGGCACAGGUCAGACAGCCAUCAGUUCCUCCACUCAGCAGUUCCAUCGCAUUUUGCACCUCAGUGUUUCUUCAGGGGAAUAUGAAAAGCUUAGCCAGGGCUUGUACGAUAACUUCCUCAAUAUGAAGGUGAAGGAUUCCAGCUUGGACUCGGUCUGCUUGGCUUUGGAGUGGCUUGGCUUCUCUGAUCUGCUGGGCAAGGCAAUCCUGUGCAGCCAGAGCUUUCAGCUGAUGAGAUACUUGCCCUUCCUCCCAGUUUCUUUCCACUUGCUCUUCGCUGCUUCCAGUAUUCCCAGACUGACGUAUCCACACAGCCAACAUGAGGCUCUAUCAAAACUAACCCAGAUGCAUCAUCUGGUAGAUUCCAUGAUUUCUGGAAUUGCACCCAACUCCCGCAGUCGUGUCAGACCUCAAUCUUUUAUCCUUGAAGCCCUUUGUCUCCUCUUGGAGAUCAUUUCGCCAAAACUGAGACCGGUGAACACACAGCUGUACAGUCAGAAGGAAAAGGAGCAGCUGUCGCAGCUGAUCAACAUUAUGCUGACAUACAAUCUCACCUACCAUCAAGAGCGAACUCCAGAAGGCCAAUACAUCUACAAGCUUGACCCGAAUGUGGAAGAGGUUUGUAGGUUUCCUGAUCUCCCGUUCCGGAAACCGCUGACUUACCAGGCCAAGCAGCUCAUUGCGCGAGAGAUCCAAGUGGAGAAGAUGAGGCAGAUGGAGGCCCCCCGCCAGGCAUUAGAGGCCAGGUCCCUCCCCACAGAAACCAACCAUGAAACGGGGACAGGUGGAGAACGGCGCAAAUCCAGAAUCAGGAACCACGAGCAAAGUCUGGGCCAAAUUGUGAAGAGAGCAACAGUUGAGGAAAAGCCAGAAAGAGACUUCUUUGGCCAGGUCAUCCUCAAGAAGAAUGCAGCCCCUUCACCAGGUAAGAUUGGGGCUGAAGUACCUGAGAAAAAUACAGUCGAAAAGCAAAUUGGAAAAGCUGUUGGGCAAAGUGAUGUUUGGUUCCGGUUUAAUGAAGGUGUUUCCAAUGCAGUUCGGAGAAACAUUUAUAUCAAAGAUUUGCUCUAGCAAUUAAAACAAAAAAUGAAAAUAAGGGCAUGAAAAAUCAGGCAAAAGGAGGACUUUUUAUAUUUUUUGUAUGAAAUCCUAUUUUGAAGUAAAUAAAGACAUGCUUCAUAUUGCUUUA
Molecule: messenger RNA, 3206 nt
Organism: Notechis scutatus (mainland tiger snake)
Lineage: Eukaryota; Metazoa; Chordata; Lepidosauria; Squamata; Elapidae
Source: RefSeq, a predicted model, not a curated record